This is a messenger RNA of Penaeus chinensis, 1588 nucleotides long. RefSeq lists its product as uncharacterized. NCBI's taxonomy places the organism in Eukaryota, Metazoa, Arthropoda, Malacostraca, Decapoda, Penaeidae. The record is from RefSeq and is a predicted model, not a curated record. Bases 50 to 1258 code for a protein of 402 amino acids. The transcript has 2 exons.
CCUGACCUGGGCUCUCUUAGUUUACAUCUACAUCGGAACACAUUUCAGGAUGCGCGCCGUGCAAGUGUUGAUGGUGGUACUUGCAGCCGCUGCCCCGGCUGCCGCUCAGCUCGAGUUCCUCAAUAACCUGGUCGGAGGUGGAUAUCUGCCUCCUGAUAACGAACCCGCUGGAGGAUCCAACUGUGAAAAUGCCAUUCAAACAACCACCAUUGUCGAUAUUCAAACACAACGAGUGGACCAGCCCAUUACAGUAGACCGCACCCGCACUGCCCAAGCCCAAGCUGUAGUGACAGAAGUACAGGCUGUCACCACCACCAUGGUGCAGACAGAGAGCCGCCAGGUUGAAGUUCCUGUUACUCGAACCUAUGAGCAGGUUGCGCAGGCAGUGCAGACACGCAUUGCUGAAGUUCCUUUCCAGCCUGAACCUGUAGUGCAGCAGGUGACUCAGACUACCGUAGUAGCAACUACACAGGUUAAUGAGAAGUUGGAUACCAGCAUCACCCAAGUCACGCAGCCUGUCCAGGUUACCAGCACACAGGUGGAAACUGCAGUGACAACUGCCUUUGAGACACAGACACAGCAGGAGCAAAGAGUGGAGACUGCAGUAUUUACGCCUCAGCCUGUUGUAAGGACAGUUGUUGAGACUCAACAAGACGAGCGGACUGAAGUGGCUCAGCUGCCUGAUGUCACAUCUGUCGUUGACACUGUUGUUGUCCAGACUGAACAGUCUGUCAGUUUUGUGACUCCACUGCCUGUCGUUAAUACCCAGAUCGUUACUGAGACUCAAGUAGAUACCCAGUAUCAAGAAGUGGUUCAGACAGAGCAAGCUUUUGCAACUGUUGAGAACACUCGCACUGAAGUAGUGCAAGUUACAGAUAAUCGCAUUGAUUAUAUUACUUCAACUGUGGUCAGCAAUGAGGUGGUGACCCAGACUAGCACUCAAGUAGAAGAUCGUCAACAGUUUGAAACCCAGUAUGUGGAGCAGGUAGUAACAUCCACACAGGUGGUGGAUCAGCUAGACGAGCGCUUUGUCACUAGUACCUCUUAUGUUCAAGCCACUGAUUACCAGACCAUCACAGGUGCUGCAGACGUACGCGAAGAAAUUGUUACUGUAACAGAAGAUCAAGUCCAAGUCGUCACACAGACUGUUGGUAACACAGUAGAACAGACUGUUAACCAGGUGGUGACAGCACCCUGCCAACAGACCCAGACUGGCUAUAACUACAACAACCCUGCCCGUCCCUUUACUUAUGGUUAACUAUUCUUUUGUACAAUAAUAAAAGUAAACCGUAAUAAUAGUACGAAAUGUUAUACAUACUUAGUCCUUUCUUGAGCAGGACAGGCGUUAACUAUAUCUGUCAAUAUGUUUGUGAUGUGCCAUUGCCAUUACCGGCUAGCAGUUCAGUGUUUGUUGCAGAAUAUUUAUAUCUUCAAGCAUUUUCAAUAUCCGAGUAAACGAUGAUUCAAAGAAUCACUGUAUUACCAACUUGUGAGAAGAAAAAAUGGUGGAGUUCAUAUGCUGCGCAUAACUCAACCACAAAGAGUACUUUGUAUAAGAUGUACGCAUAUUAAACUUAAAGAAAAUGAA